Corythoichthys intestinalis (scribbled pipefish) is the source of this 1782-nucleotide messenger RNA. Its product is annotated as MAPK regulated corepressor interacting protein 2-like. Bases 195 to 626 code for a protein of 143 amino acids. The record is from RefSeq and is a predicted model, not a curated record. The transcript is spliced from 5 exons. Lineage: Eukaryota; Metazoa; Chordata; Actinopteri; Syngnathiformes; Syngnathidae.
GCCCCCCUCCUCCCAAACUCUUACGAAUACAGCGUGCAUGACAUUGUGCAUCUUGACAGGACACAUUUUGAACUGUAAAGUGGCGACGUUGUCCUUAUUUUAGUUUGUUACCCUUUUAUUCCAACCACGGAGAUUAUCAAGACAAAACUGAGUGUUCAACCGGGAAAAAAAGUUGACAAAGGUGCACUUUUUGCAUGAUGUACACGAUUACCAGAGGUCCUAGCAAACUAGUGACUCAGCGGCGAACAGGACCUACGCAGCCGCUCGACAACAAAAUAAACGACUUCAAGCACAAGCAGACGACCUGGAGUUUGCCCGAUCUCGCCGCACCCAAAAUCGUUUUUAACCGGUCCAACGGAAAGAAGUACCACCAACCCGCGGACCCCCAGCAGGAUGAGGAGUCGACGGCAGGCCACGAGGACAACGUAAAGUUUGUGUACGAGGCCUGGCAGGAGGUGCUUCAGCAAGAGCAAGGGAACCUCCGAGGCACCGGCGAGGACCCAAUUGGGCUGACGGUCCACUACAAAGAUGACACUCCGAGCCCUCACAUGGACAACUUUGUGCCCAUCGAUCUGGACGAGUGGUGGGCCCAGCGCUUCCUGGCAAACAUAGACAAACUAUCCUGACGUUCCCCGGCGACGGAGCUGCCGGAUUUCAACAAGACUGGUCGAAAAGCGGGAGGAGUCACUUGGAAAGGGGACGCCACGUGUUACCCCGGACGCCGUUGCAGACAGCGCGGACGUUCUCAUCCCUCCACUUGCGAUGCGGGCAUUUUGACUCUCCGUCUUCAGACACGAACACUAGAGGACGUUGCUUCUGUAAUGUUAUUUUUUGGGAGUAAAUAUUCCAAUCUUUUCAGGAAUUUGGUGGCUUAUUCCAUUGUCAUUUUUCAUGGGGCUCAAAAACAUCCAAGUCCCGUUUCAGAGCCACUAAAGUCUGUCAAAAGUACUUUUAAAAAGCUCAGUGCUUUUCCAGAGCUUUUGUCAGCAAGUCGUUGAGGCGGGAAAUCAUCGGCCGGGGAUCGUCGUUCAAACCUGCCGUGAUCAUGGCGUUAUCGUAAAUCUGAAGAGGGGAGAAAAAAAAGAAAAAAAAAUACAAUACUUGAGCGGAGUUGGUGCAAUAAACCGCUAGCUCAGGGGUGUCUAAACUUUUUUUCUCCUAGGGCCGCGUUCAGAAAGAUUUAAGGGCCAAUUUUAAAUCCUCAUAUUGUCUUAUUGUACAGCACAAAUCUAAUCGGAAUCUGGCAAAAAAAAAGGUCCGGUUUUUAAAAUUUAUUUUUAAGUAUUACCGCCAUUACGAUCUAGUGCAGUCAAUGGAUUAGUCAAACUUUCCAGAACAAAAUUUCCAGCAUCAUCAAAAAAGUUAACACAUUUCAAUGAUUAUUCAGUGAAACAAAAUUCUCUACACGGGUGUGACAACAUACAGCGUAUCACAAAAGUGAGUACACCCCUCGCAUUUCUGAAGAUAUUUAAGUAUAUCUUUUCACGGGACAACACUGACAAAAUGACACUUUGACAAAUGAAGCAUUUAUACUUACUCAAUGUACAGAAAUAAUUUUGGAACAUUUUUGGUUUGUGGUGUGCCACGACAUUUUUUUUUACAACGUAAAAACGUGCCAUAUCUCAGAAAAGGUUGAAAAACACUAAAAUAAGUGCAUACAUUAGCUCACUGGCUGCCAUGGAUGGUGCGAGACAUCCAAUUCGAUUUGACUGGAUUGGACAUCCCUCCCCGUCAAUGGCACUGAAACCAAAGCAUUCACAGCCAUAUACAGUGGGGCAAAUA